Molecule: messenger RNA, 591 nt
Organism: Mycotypha africana
Lineage: Eukaryota; Fungi; Mucoromycota; Mucoromycetes; Mucorales; Mycotyphaceae
Exons: 2
Coding region: 80-304 (74 amino acids)
Source: RefSeq, a predicted model, not a curated record
GGAGGUGAGAGAGUUCUUUGUUGAAUCAACAGAUUCAAUUUCAGCAUAUUGGGACCGUCUGAAGAACGAGGCUGAUUCCAUGACUAUUGGUUACGCCAGAAAAUCUCCGACGAAAGAGACUGAUGCUUCUAGAACGCGACUUCUGCAGCUCAUGAUUGACAAGCUUUAUUAUCGAAUGAAGUGUGAAGAAGUAUAUGUUAGUCCCUGCUGCUUUGCUGAUGAACCAAUUCUGGAAUGUGAUUCCCCUGCAUCAGAUCACUUGUUUGCAGACAUCAAAGGUUGCAAUGGAAGCAUUACAGAUUGACAACGCGCACCCAUCACACUCAAAAAUGUAUACGUCUGGCUAUUAUAGACUAUGCUGGCGAUUCAACAUCUCCCGAUGAUAUCCAAAAUUUCUCGAAAAAUACUCCGACAUCAGAGAAAUUGCCACUGACCAUGUCUUGUUCAACGAUCAAAAUUGUUUGGCAGUCUUCAUCUUUCCAUACCCGCAUAAGUUUUUAGUCUAUGCUUUAACAAAAAGAGGAACGGCGUAUGAGAUUUUCAGAGCGUAAAUGAUGAGUAUAAUUUCUUUUUUUUUUUAAAAAAAAAAAA